This is a messenger RNA of Cornus florida, 2343 nucleotides long. Its product is annotated as cation/H(+) antiporter 19. The transcript is spliced from 3 exons. The coding region runs from base 31 to 2334 and encodes 767 amino acids. Gene Ontology annotation, cellular component: endomembrane system; membrane. NCBI's taxonomy places the organism in Eukaryota, Viridiplantae, Streptophyta, Magnoliopsida, Cornales, Cornaceae. The record is from RefSeq and is a predicted model, not a curated record. Gene Ontology annotation, biological process: proton transmembrane transport; regulation of pH. Gene Ontology annotation, molecular function: antiporter activity.
CCCCCGGGAGCACCGGUUUGCCCGGCACCAAUGAAGGCAACAUCAAAUGGAAUGUUCCAGGGUGAAAGUCCUUUUGAUUUUGCCGUUCCCCUCGCAAUCUUCCAGAUAUGUCUGGUUAUUGCUUUUACAAGAUCCCUGGCUUUCAUUCUCAAGCCCAUGAGACAACCAAGAGUUAUUGCAGAGAUCAUUGGAGGAAUACUACUGGGGCCAUCUGCUUUUGGGCGAAAUCACAAAUUUCUGGACAAGGUUUUCCCGAAGAAGAGCUUGACAGUUCUGGACACACUUGCUAACAUUGGGCUUAUCUUCUUCAUGUUUCUUGUGGGUCUUGAGCUGGACAUGCGUGCCAUUCGUCGAGUAGGCAAGAAGGCCCUAGCAAUAUCCAUAGCUGGUAUCACCCUCCCUUUUGUCAUUGGCAUCGCUACAUCAUUUGUUCUAAGCUCCACCAUAUCCAAAGGAGUUGAUCAUCUCACUUUCCUUGUCUUCAUUGGUGUCUCAUUAUCAAUCACCGCAUUCCCGGUCCUGGGUCGUAUCCUCACCGAGUUAAAGCUUCUCACUACCGACGUGGGCCGCAUGGCCAUGUCCGCAGCUGCUGUUGAUGAUGUCACUGCCUGGAUACUCCUCGCACUUGCCAUAGCUCUCUCCGGAAAAACCUCUUCUCCACUUAUUUCUGUAUGGAUCUUACUCUGUGGGAUUGCGUUUGUGGUGGGUGCUUUCCUGUUGAUAAAACCCGCACUGGCACUCAUGGCUCGACGCUCCGCCGAGAAUAAUGAUGAGCCAGUCAAAGAGCUCUACAUAUGUAUCACAUUGGCCCUGGUAUUGGCUGCAGGUUUCAUCACAGACCUCAUUGGGAUACAUGCCAUUUUUGGGGCUUUUGUGAUUGGCAUAUUGGUACCCAAGGAUGGUCCCUUCGCAGGGGUUUUGAUAGAAAAGAUUGAGGACCUUGUGUCCAGCCUUUUUCUACCGCUAUACUUUGUGUCUAGUGGCCUCAAAUUGAAUAUUGGAACCAUAAAUGGAGCUCGAUCAUGGGGACUGGUUGCACUUGUCAUAUUUAAUGCUUGUUUUGGAAAGAUUGUUGGGGUUGUUGGGGUAUCUCUACUCUUUAAGACGCCUUUCAGAGAGUCUUUGACACUUGGAUUCCUCAUGAACACUAAGGGUUUGGUUGAACUUAUCGUUCUCAAUAUCGGCAAGGACAGAAAAGUGUUGAAUGACGAAGCUUUUGCCAUAUUAGUUCUCAUGGCCUUAUUCACAACUUUCAUCACUACCCCGAUUGUGAUGGCUAUUUAUAAGCCCGCGAGAAAGGCCGCACCCUACAAGCACAGGACGGUUGAACGAAAAGACAUUGACACAGAGCUUCGCAUCCUUACCUGCUUCUAUGGCACCGAAAACAUCCCUGCCAUUGUCAAUCUCAUUGAGUCAUCCCGAGGGACUCGACGUCAAGGAUGCCUAUCCGUAUAUGCCAUGCACCUAAAGGAACUCUCUGAACGAUAUUGUUCAGCCAUCUCCAUGGUCCAUAAACCGCCCAAAAAUACAAUCCCCUUCCUGAACAAGAAAUGUGACAAUAAAGAACAUAUGGUUAUCACAUUUGAGGAAUAUCAGCAGCUCAGCAGGGUCACUCUGCGCCCGAUGACUGCCAUCUCGGCUCUUGAUGACAUCCAUGAAAACAUCUGCACCAGCGCCAAGGAAAAGCGUGCUGCCAUGAUCAUACUCCCAUUCCACAAGCACCAGCGGCUAGACGGUGUGAUGGAGUCACUCGGACACUCGAUUCAUGUGGUAAACCAGCAAGUCCUCUGUCAUUCACCUUGCUCGGUGGGAAUACUUGUCAAUCGCGGCCUUGGUGGCACCACUCAAGUCUCUGCCAAGGACGUGUCCUACACCAUAGCGGUGCCAUUUUUUGGUGGACGUGAUGAUCGUGAGGCGCUCGCUUACGGUUUCAGAAUGGCUGAGCAUCCCGGGAUCAAGCUCACCGUCUUAAAGUUGGUGAGUACUCAAGGGAAGGAAAAAGAUGGUGACAACGACAAUGACAGUGACGAGGCCUUCAUCUCCGAGUGUACAGCAAGAAAUAAGAACGAGUCGACAUCUAUUGAGGAAAAACAAGUGGGAAGUAAUGCGGAUAUAAUUGAUGCAUUGACGUCAAUUAACAAGUGUAAUCUGAUUUUAGUGGGAAGAGUGCCUAGGAAUGUGCCGGAGUUAGGAGAGACAAGCAGCGAUUGUCCAGAACUAGGGCCUGUGGGAAGCUUCUUAGCGUCCUCUGAAUACUCCAACACUGCAUCUGUGUUGGUGGUUCAACAGUAUCAUCCCAACUCAAACCGACAGUGUCUGGUAGAAGAAGCUUAGACAGCUGGA